Molecule: messenger RNA, 4634 nt
Organism: Saccoglossus kowalevskii
Lineage: Eukaryota; Metazoa; Hemichordata; Enteropneusta; Harrimaniidae
Cellular component (GO): nucleus
Molecular function (GO): ATP hydrolysis activity; ATP binding
Source: RefSeq, a predicted model, not a curated record
AUCUCACAGAUGAAGGGAUUCCAGUUUUACCCGAUGGUACUGUUGUUGUACAACCAGAAGCUGUUCCUGAUGAUGUAAAUAAAAGUAAUGAAUCAAGAAAUAAAAGAUCCUCAUCUGCAUCACGACUUAGCCAUGGUGUUGUUGAUGUUGGUAUUGUACACUGUACAUCAUGUGGUGAACAAGUUAAUCCAAGCAGUAAAGCAUUUAUUAAGAGGCAUCCUACGUUGAAUGUUCUUUUAUGCAGAAGAUGCCAUAAUUAUUACACAAGUGAUAAUAUUACUAAAGAUGAAGAUGGUACAGAUGAGCAGUGUCAGUGGUGUGGUGAAGGUGGUAAACUGGUGUGUUGUGAUUUCUGCACUGCUACCUUCUGCCGGGCUUGUAUCAAACGGAAUUUGGGUAGGAAGGAAUUAUCAGCCAUUGAUGAUGCCAAGAAUUGGACGUGUUAUGUUUGUGAUUCUAAACCAUUGCUGCAUCUCACCACACACUGCGAUGAAUUAUUUGAGCAGUUGAAAAAUCAAAAAGGAUUGAAAAAAAAAAGACGAAGCUCUGUCAGUAGUUUGGAGCGCAAAACUGAAUCAGAAAGUGAAUCAUUGACUGAGGAGAUUCAAAGAUUAGUUGGUGAUACUGAAAGAGUUGACCUUUUUGUACAAAAGAAAGACAAGAUGGGAAGCGAAGCAUAUGAGAUGUGGAAACAAAAUAUGGCGAAAUCAAUGAAAAUUAAAAGUCAAGGCAAAGGUUUAAAUCUACUGAAUGUCUUGAAAGAUAUUAAAGAAAGGACAGAAAUGCUUGAAAGAGCUCUUACAAAAUGUGAAGAUAGUCCUGAGAAGCACAAAAAGACUAGACAAUCAUCACAUAAACGUAGAGGUAAUGAGCAGAGUAAUGAUGAACCACAACCAUCAACAUCAUCUGGUAGACGAAGUCGAUUAGAUGUUGAAUGUGAACGUGCAUUAUUGGCUGAAAUACAAGCAUCACUACUGGCUGACAGUGAUGAUGACUCAAGUGGAUCAUCUGAUACAGGAAGUAAUUAUUCAAGUGAUGAAGACACUCGUACUAGGACAAGGGCUAAACUGAAGUUUGGAAAAUCUUCUCUUACUCCUAGAAAACUGAAGCACACUCCAAAGAGACAUAGCAAGUCUUUGUCUGAAGAUGGCACAGAUGCUAAGGAAAGGUCAAGAAGACAUAGAGCUGACAGUACCACUAAAAGAGACUCCGAUACUGAACACAGUAUGACGAUAACUAGUAGUGACAAAGUAAAGCGCAGUAAAAACACAUCAGAUUCUUCAGAUUUUGAUUCUGAACUUGAAGAUGAAAUUGAUAGUUUGUCUAAGAAUCUUAAAAAACGCUCAAAACCGAAACAGAAAGUGAUAUCCAAGGAAACAGUCUCUGACUCAGAUUCUGAGAGUACUACAGAGACGCAAAACACAGUUACAGGAUUGGAUAGUGACAGCAGUAAAGCUUGUCUUAGAGAGAAAAAUGAUAGCAGCUGUAAAAAGAAAAAAGAAGACGAAUCAAGCAGUAGUUCAAGCUCAGAUGAGGAGGAGAAAGAGUCUUAUGGAGCUGGGUCAGACCAGGAGUUAUUAGAUACUAAUGACUUGGAAAAUGAAGAUUAUGAAAAUGAAGACUCGAGAAAGAAACUUUUGAAAGAAAAUGAUAGUGAUGAUUCAGAUAUUGAUUCAAGUGACAGUUAUACAAGUAGUAGCGAGGAAGAAGUUAAAAAGAAAAAAAAGUCUGUGAAAAAGAAAAGUAAUGAUGGAUCACAAACUAGCACAAAGGAAGGUUCUUCCAGUGGCAGUAAUAGUGAUGAUGAUGCUGCUGAUGUAAAACGAAAAUCAAAAAAGAGGAACCGCCUCUUGAGAGUGAAAAUAUCUGAAUCUGACAGUAGUGAUGAAUUUGCUCACAGAAAGGGAAAACGCAAAAACAGAAGUUCGUCACAAUCAUCAUCAAUUUCAUCAAAUGGCUCAAGCAGUGAUUCCUCUAUUGAUGUAUCAAAGUUGAGACGAAAGACCCGUUCAAUGAGGAAAAAAUCACAAUCAGAUGACACAGAAGGCAGUAAAAAAACAAGAACAUACCAGAAAACAAAGGGCAAGAAGAGAAGGCGUAUUAAAGUUGGAAGUAACUCUUCAGAUUCUGACUCCAAGAGUGACGAUACAGAUACAGGAAAGAGUCCAAAAGGAAAAGGAAGGAGGAAGAUUCGAAAAGUUUUAACUAAAGAUAAAUUGCAAGAUGAGACUAAAAAUGCUGCAAAGGAAGAAGCUGAAAGAAGAAAAAGGGUUGCCGAGAGACGCAAACAGGUUAUACAAGUAUUGGAUGAAUCACCACAGAAAUGUCCAGUGACUAUGUCACUGGUGCUUGAGUCUAAACCUGACAGCGAUGAACCAUUAGUUCAAGUUAACAAAGACUUGAUAAAAAAAUUGAAGCCACAUCAAGUAGAAGCUGUACAGUUCAUGUGGGAUUGUUGUAUUGAAACCUAUGAUAAACUGAAAAAUGGUCAUGAGGGCGGAGGAUGCAUCUUGGCUCAUUGUAUGGGUUUAGGCAAAACAUUAUCAGUAUUUACAUUUAUUCAUACAAUUUUAAGCACACGUCGAUGUAAAAUGAACACAUGUCUUGUGGUCGCACCUCUAAAUACAGUCCUGAAUUGGGUUAAAGAAUGUGAAAUGUGGUUACCACCUAAAGACAGGCUGGAUGUGUACGAGAUGGCAAGUGUCAAAGACAACUGGAGAAGAGCUGAUAAUUUGCAAGCGUGGCAUGAUGAUGGUGGCAUACUAAUAAUGGGUUAUGACAUGUACAGAGCACUAUCCAAAGGAUCACGAAUACGAAAUAAAAAACUGAAGAAAAUAUUCCAUGAUACUCUUGUAGAUCCUGGUCCUGAUAUUGUUGUUUGUGAUGAGGGACACAUUUUGAAGAAUGAUGCCUCCUCCAUAUCUGAGGCAAUGCAUAAUAUAAGAACAUUGAGGAGAAUAUGUUUAACUGGAACUCCAUUGCAAAACAAUUUAGUUGAAUAUCAUUGUAUGGUUAGCUUUGUGAAGCCUAAUUUGCUUGGUACCAGAAAAGAAUUUUGUAAUCGAUUUGCCAAUCCCAUUAUCAAUGGGCAACAUUUAGACUCUACACCUAGAGAUGUCAAAAUAAUGAAAAAGCGUGCACACGUUUUACAUGACCUUUUGUCUGGAUGUGUUCAGAGAAAAGACUAUUCAGCCCUCACUAAAUUCUUGCCACCAAAACAUGAAUAUGUUGUGAGUAUUCGUCUGUGUGAAAAGCAGAUCCAGCUAUACAAGCAUUAUUUGGAAACUAAAGCUUCCAAUCCAAGUGAAGUUGGUGGUUAUAAAGGAUCUGGUUCUGGUUUGUUUGCUGAUUAUCAGGUGUUGUUGAGAGUAUGGACUCAUCCGCAUAUACUGAGACUUGGGACAAUACGUGAUCAAAAUAGGAGACGAUAUGAUGACAGUGAUUCAAUGGAUGAUUUUAUAAAUGAUACGGAUGAUGAUGAAGAUUCCGCUUCAACUAAAUCUAGUAGUGAUAGUGAUGAUGUUAUUGACAUCACUGAAGAUAAACUUCCCGCAAAAAGGAAACGUAGACGCGUUAACGACUCCGAUAGCAGUUUAGAGGUGGUUAAUACUUGGAAAAGUAGUACCAGAGGUGGAGAGGGGAAAGGAAGAGAUGCAGAUUCAAGAUCACAGACUCCUAUAUUAAUUGAUACAAGAUGGUAUAGUGAGAUAGUGACACCUGAAGAUGCAUACAACAUUGAACUUGGUGGAAAGUUGGUUCUUUUAAUGGAUGUACUUCAACUAUCUGAAGAUAUUGGUGAUAAGGUGUUAGUGUUCAGUCAGAGUUUACUGUCACUUGAUAUUAUUGAGGACUUUUUAGAAUAUAUUGAGACUAAAGCUGAAGAGGCUAAUACUGGUGAUGGUGAAGUUGAACCAGACCCAAUCUUAAAGUUUGCUACACAGGGUGCAUGGGUCAAAGGCAUUGAUUACUUCCGAAUGGAUGGAUCAACUUCGGCGCAAAAUAGGAAAGCAUUCCAGGAUCUUUUCAAUGAUCCUGAAAACUUAAGGGCCAGGUUAUUUUUGAUUUCCACUAAAGCUGGUUCUUUAGGUAUAAAUUUAGUAAGUGCUAAUAGAGUGAUAAUAUUUGAUGCUUCAUGGAAUCCCACUCAUGAUGUGCAGUCUAUAUUCAGAGUUUACAGAUUUGGGCAAACCAAAGCGUGUUUUAUUUAUAGAUUUCUAGCACAGGGUACAAUGGAAGAGAAGAUAUAUGAAAGACAGGUUACAAAACAGUCAUUAUCUCGUCGUGUCGUGGAUCAGUUCCAAAUUGAACGCCAUUUUACCUCAUCUGAUUUGGCAGAGCUUUACAACUUCAAUCCAGAUGUGUAUGAUCCUGAUAAAAACCAACCCACGCCUAUGUUGCCAAAGGAUUUCAUUCUUGCUGAACUGUUGAGUAAAAGAAAGGAAUGGAUUGUUAAAUUUCAUGAGCAUGAUUCUCUGUUGGAAAAUAUUGAAUCUGAGGAACUGGAUGAAGAAGAGCGUAAAACUGCUUGGGCUGAGUAUGAAGCUGAGAAAGAGGGUCGUUCUCUAUAUCAACAUGUUCCAGAGGUACCGGUAGCUCCAGAUGCAAGACAACAUUUCCUUCAACAGUUGUGUUAG